Messenger RNA from Bolinopsis microptera, 2752 nucleotides. Its product is annotated as guanine nucleotide-binding protein G(q) subunit alpha-like. Gene Ontology annotation, molecular function: G protein-coupled receptor binding; G-protein beta/gamma-subunit complex binding; GTPase activity. Lineage: Eukaryota; Metazoa; Ctenophora; Tentaculata; Lobata; Bolinopsidae. The coding region runs from base 80 to 1156 and encodes 358 amino acids. The record is from RefSeq and is a predicted model, not a curated record. Gene Ontology annotation, cellular component: heterotrimeric G-protein complex. Gene Ontology annotation, biological process: adenylate cyclase-modulating G protein-coupled receptor signaling pathway. The transcript is spliced from 7 exons.
CCUUUGCAGCAAAUGGCUAACAGAGAUAAACAGUAGGUGCAAUUGUCUCUGUAUGUAAUCCUGACGGGGCCCUGGCCAGAUGGGUAACUGUUGUUCUGAUGAAGGCAGAGCGGCAAGGGAAAGAAAUGAUCGAAUAGACAAAAUUCUUACCCGAGAUAAAAAGAAUGCCCGCCGGGAAUUAAAGCUCCUCUUGCUAGGUACCGGUGAGAGUGGUAAGAGUACAUUCAUCAAACAAAUGAGAAUCAUUCAUGGUGCCGGUUAUACAGAUGACGAUCGGUUGGCGUUUAGGGUUAUGGUCUUUCAAAAUAUACAUAAAGUAAUAAGAACUCUGUGCGAACAAAUGGACAAUCUUCAAAUUGAGUACGAAGUUGAAAUCAAUGCUGACAGUUAUGCUGAUUUGAUCCUGGACACGGACCCAGAGUGCGUGCAUGAAUUGCUCCACGACAUGGUCGUUGCUAUCCAAUCAUUGUGGGGCGACUCCGGGGUUCAACUUUGUUACGACAGGAGGCGGGAAUUUCAACUUGCGGAUUCCUGUAAAUAUUAUUUAGAUGAUUUAGACAGAAUAGAAAAUCCAGAUUAUAUCCCGACUGAGCAAGAUGUUCUACGGGUAAGAGUACCAACCACCGGCAUUUCAGAAUAUCCCUUCGACAUGGACAGGGUUAUAUUUCGAAUGGUGGAUGUAGGAGGUCAAAGAUCUGAGAGGCGGAAAUGGAUUCACUGUUUUGAAAAUGUAACAUCAAUUAUGUUUUUAGCAGCCCUGUCAGAAUACGAUCAGUAUCUUUUCGAGUCCGGGAAUGAGAACAGGAUGCAAGAGUCGCAAGCGUUAUUUCGAACGAUCAUCACUUAUCCCUGGUUUCAACAGUCAUCAGUUAUUUUAUUUUUGAAUAAGAAGGAUUUGUUAGAAGAAAAAAUAACGCGGUCACAUUUAAAAGACUAUUUCGCUCAGUAUACAGGACCUGCUGGAGACGCGGAAGCAGCUAAAGAAUUUAUUUUGCGGAUGUACUUAGCAUUGAAUCCAGUUCCAGAAACGGGGGACCCUAAAACAAUAUACUCUCACUACACGCAAGCCACCGAUACGGAAAACAUUAGAUUCGUCUUCGCGGCCGUAAAAGACACAAUUUUACAGUUGAACCUGAAGGAAUACAAUUUAGUGUGAGGGUAUGGGUCUGAUAGCCUGGACAGUGUGUUGAGAGGAAUAGCCCCGUUUCUCUUGGUGCGCUGCGCUUCAAGUUUCCGGAAGAUCUGCCAUUUGUCCGACGAGUAGCUCUCCCUCUCUCGACUGUUCGUACUGGAAAGCAGGGUCUCGUGUCGUUUGUUGAGCGCUCAAGGAACGGGAACUGACGAAUCCUCUUCCUUUUCGCAUCACGUUAGAUGCGCACGUUGUGCACACCUGCUGGCGUGCGCACUUAGCUGCGCGUGUUGCGCUCAACUCCCCUUCUCCACUCAACCAGGACGGGUUGAGAUCAACCGCGCAGCACGUCACACAAGUACCCCCUCCCCUUGACUCAUGAUAUACUCCAAAAGAAGACUUAGUCAGAUGAGUGGCAGCUCAAUAUAGCCCAGCUAUUGUUCAAAUUGAUAAUGUAUAUAAGAUUGGUUGUCGUGUGUGUUUCGAGUUUAAAAUUUAAAUUAAUAUUUGCUAUAUUAAAGGUUUCUCCAUUUUAGUACUGCAGGUCCGCCCCGCUAAUUUGUUUAGCUUUUGCUCUUCACGCUAGCAAAGGUAUGAUAUGUGGCAGUCCAACCCAUGAUUUUGGUAACUUCCAUAGAUAUCUGCAAAGUUAUAUACGUUUUGAUGAUGAUCAAUUUUUGCGAAAUCUAUAUACAGCUGUCUGUGCCCAAGAAAGGCUCUUUUAGAACACUAACGGUAAUAACACUGUGUUAAAGGCUAUGUGUUAAAAGUUCUCAUUUUUUCAUGAAUUUGUAUGAUCUUGAAUGUGAGCCUAUUCUCUGCUUGUCGGACAGCUUUAAUACUGGGUUUUACAGAAUUUUAGAAUUUAUUUUUAUUAAUAAAGAAAUCAAAUUGUGAUAGGUUUUAUUUUUAUCAUGCAUUCGGAUCAAGACGAAUCCAAAUGUUUGACGUUAUGUAUUUGAUAUAUGUACCACCCCCAGAAGUGCAGUGUGAACCAGGCGCGGGUCGGCCGGUAGCGCAGCGCUGUAACUGCUCCGCACUGCUCACCUGCCUAACCAGGUCCAUGGUUAGCAGCUGACUUGCCUUGCAGUGCAGUGCCUCCCCACCGCCCGACUCUCGCUUCGUAACGUUUCCUUUGGAACCCAGGCCCUUUGGUUCCCAUGUUAACUUUACCUAACAACCGGUGAUUAACAGAUGAUUUCAGCUCUAACUUUCUCCACACCGAUCUUUCGUAGAUUUGCAUGGGUAGUGUGCCGCGCGUGAGGCACUGGACGCGAGCUGCCACGUACUUUACAACUCAGAAUUAGCGAAUUGUUUUACGAGAUUUUGGUUUUUAGUGUUUGAGUUAUCUGUAGCAUUUCGUACCGGUAUGUAUAUGUGUGUGUGUGUUAAGUGUAACCUUAACAACGUUCCUUGCUUUGGUUACCUUGACUACCACCAUCUUAACCGGUAUGUAAUGCUCUUAGUGGUGCUAGCAAGGAAUCCAGUCUGUAAAGAUAUGUUUAUAAUAAUAAUAUAAUUGGUAGACAAUUUUUAUACUUCUCUGAGAAAUUCACUGUUUUCUUUUAGGUUGUUGUCAGAAGUGUUGUGAGACGUUAAUGUGUAAAUCAAAAGUUAAUUAAA